Messenger RNA from Knipowitschia caucasica, 1752 nucleotides. The record is from the annotation of a GenBank genome assembly. Lineage: Eukaryota; Metazoa; Chordata; Actinopteri; Gobiiformes; Gobiidae.
AUGGUCAACAAAAAACACCCCUGCCUUAGCAAGAGAGGUGGCAUAUGGGGCCUUUGCAUCCUCCUGCUCUACACCAGCCCUCUGCCCUGUUUGGGGAAUUUUAACAAAGCACAGGAGCUCAUCUAUAAGAUAAAGGAGGGAUUACCACGUGGGACAUUCAUCGGGGCCAUUGGAGUCGACUUAAACUUGGAUUUUAACGCAGAUCCCCCAUUUUUAUUCAAUCUGGCUCAAAAGAAGGUCAGCGAGCAGUACGUGACCCUCAAUAAUACCACGGGGGAGCUGCACACAUCUGCCACAGAGAUUGACAGGGAGAUCCUCUGCUCGGACAACUCGGAGAUCAGGGCCUGUGCCUUGUCUUUGGACGUGUUGGUCUUACCGCAACAGUACUUCCAGCUUGUCAAAGUCAAAGUGGUUAUUGAGGACGUGAAUGACAACAGGCCAAAAUUCCCUUCAGAUGAAAUCAUAUUAAUUGUCCCUGAAAAUUCACUAGUCAAUGCUCGUUAUGCAGUUGAGCAGUCGGCAAUUGACCCGGACCUGGGCCUCAACGGGGUCCAGACAUAUUGGCUGGUUAACGACUUUGGGGUUUUCACUUUGGAUGUUGAGGAAAACGAUGGGGGAGAGUUGACACCGUUCCUCAUUGUGACCGAAACAUUGGACAGAGAAACGCAAGCAGAAUACAUCACGGAUAUUAUCGCAGAAGACGGUGGGACUCCUCCUCUACUGGGGGCGGCCACGUUAAAAAUCCAGAUCUCAGACGUCAACGACAACUGUCCGAAAUUCACAGAGUCUCAUUUGAACAUCACUGUCCAUGGAAAUACGAGUAAAGGGGCGCCACUAGUACGACUGCACGCCUACGACCCUGACCUCGGUGCUAAUGCUCAGAUCAGCUAUGCCUACAGCGAGCGGUCUGUAGUUGAGUUAACCAUUGAGGAAAACAACCCGCCCAAUGCGUUCCUUACCCAAUUUCAAGCAACAGAUCAAGACAGCGAUAGCAGCGGAGAAGUUGUCUAUCUCUUGGGAGGGGAUGCACCGGGGAUAUUUGAACUGGAUAGGGUUACUGGUGUCCUCACAGUCAUUACAUCGCUAGACCGCGAAGAGAAGGAGACGUAUCGUUUCAUUGUGAGGGCACUGGACCAGGGAACACCCAGAAGGGAGUCUAUAGCAACUGUCCUUCUCACUGUGCAAGAUCGCAAUGACAACAGCCCUCGUUUUAUCAACAAAGAUUUCACCUUCUUCGUUCCGGAGAAUUUCCCCGGAUACGGCGAGAUCGGAGUGCUUUCGGUCAGAGAUGCCGACGCGGGUGAGAACGGUUGGGUCGCGUUGUCGAUUUUGAAUGGCACUGAUAUUUUUAUGAUCGAUACCGGUCGUGGUAUACUGAGAGCCAAAACGUCACUUGACAGAGAACAACAAGGAACCUAUCAACUGUGGAUCGAAGCUGUGGAUGGGGGCGAACCAGCGUUGUCUUCUGUUACUAUGGUGACGGUUUUACUGUUGGAUGUAAAUGACAAUCCACCCAUCGUCCUUUUCCCGCAGUCAAACUUGUCGUAUAUGCUCGUCCUUCCCAGCACAUUGCCCGGGACGUCUAUUACGGAAGUUUACGCGGUGGAUAAGGAUACGGGCAUGAACGCUGUGAUAGCUUACAGCAUUAUCAAACGAAAAGGUGGUGAACCAGGAUCCUUCACCAUCGAUGCCCAAACUGGAAAUAUCACUCUAAAACGCGAACUGAGCAACCGUGGUGCUCAGUGUUUGUGA